UUCUCUUUGAUUUUCAGCCAUCUUAAGUUGUGCAAUGUAUAAUCAUAAAGUAUCUGUAUGUGUGAAUUAAUAAUAAAGUAUCUGCUUUCUGAAAUUUCAUUACACUUUGUAUUUGUGAAUAUCUUUAAAUUUAGAAUUAAUCGAAUUUCUGUGUAAAUAAUUUCAUAAACUUAGCGUUUAAAAUGAGAAGGGUAGGUGGAAACCGAGGAACCGGUAAUAGCGCUCGUGGCAACUCUUACAACCAAUAUUCCGAUAGAGAUCAAGGUUUUUCGGGUUUUUCCAACAAUGAUUCUUCCCGACAAAACACUAUGUAUUCCAACUCGUCGACACCUUUUUCGAAUCAAUACCAAGACAUGGAUAUCGAAUAUGAGAUAUUUAAAAGAAAACGGCAGAUGAUCCAACAAGAACAUGAAUUGCUUGAUAGAGAAAGGGAAUUUGUUGCAAAGAGAGCAUAUGAAUAUCAGAAUCCUACAAGUUCAUAUAGUUAUCCAACAAAUGACUAUAGUCAGAACUUAUACCAGCAGCAAGGCUUUAAACGUCAGGCUGUUGAGGAUUCACCACGAAGGCAUUUUAAUCAACGACAAAAUCAAUCACCAAGAAUCAACCCCUGGGCAAAUGGGGCAGAAACAACAAUUCACCAGCAACAGACAAGUUACUCCACUAAACUCCCAUCACUCUUGCAUAUUGCAUCAAAAUAUCCUUCUUCAAAAUUCAAUUCGAGACCCAAAUAUUUUCCAAAGCAGGAACAACAGUUCCCUAAGCAGGAAAAACCAUUUCCUAGGAAGAAUUUUAACCCUACAAGGGUCACAAAGUCAACUGUACGUUCUGCAUACAUUAAGCCAAAGCCCAAUAAGCCUGCAUUUAAUCCAUUAACAAAGGACAUAGUUCUUCGUCCUUCUGUGCCUCCCUCAAAUAAAGUUAAAGGCAGAUUAGAAUUAGCCCUUGGAGAAAUAGUAAAAUUGGUUAAAAUAUCAGCUACUGAACAAGAAUUAAUGAAAUUAACAUCUAAUGCCGAGAGGGUCAUGAAGAGAAUUAUCCGUGAGAGAAUAUGGUCUCUUAUGAUGAACAAACCUGUUAAAUUCUCUGAGGGUAUUGUCAAACUUUACCGUGAGAAAUAUCCGGAAAGUACUGACCAAGAAAUAAUCAAAGCUGCCUUGGAAUUGCAGAGCUGUUCCUUCACAAAUUUUGAUUCUGUGCCUAUAUCAGAUACAGAUACACCAGAGGUGUUCAUCAAGGCAAAUUUCUUGCGAAUACUGUCAGACAAAAUACGUUCUGUUUCCGUCCAAUUAACAAAAGCCAAAACUGAAGUGAGUGACGUAGUGAUAGUUGAUGACGCCUCUGUCGAUUCGGAAGUAGAGAAAAAAGAUGAUGAAAAACCUAUUGAUGUUGAUGACGUCGUAGUAGAGAAAAGUAACAAUCAAGAUACUAUUGAUGUUGAUGAAGUAGAAGUGGAGAUAAAAGAUAACAAAGAACCUAUUGACGUCGAUAAGCUCGAUGAAGAGAAAAAAGGUGAUCAAGAACCAAUUGAUGUUGAUGAAGAAAUGUCACCUGAUGUGGAGAAAGAUAUGGCAACUAUAAAAGAAUACAAAGAACUUGUAAACCAUAUGCUUAAUGGAAAGGUUGACCGAGCUAUGGCAAGGCUUAAGGAUAGCUUUUUAAGAAUGCUGAAUGAAGACCAGGAUUUUAUUGAAGAGAAACGUAAAAUUGAGGAAGACACGGUGAAUAUGGCCACUGAAAUAUUGUUAGAAAAAAUGAAGCAUAGAAACAGUCCGAAGAAAAAUGACGAUGUAAUUGAGGUGAUUAAUGACAAUAGUCCGAUUGACUUAACAUCUGACAAGGAUGAUGAGGGGGUUUGUGAAGGCCCUAUAGCCGACAAGCCUGAAAAUGAUUCACCAUUUUAUGUCAAGGUGAUUGGUCAACCUAAACUGCCCACGCGAUCUGCAUGCUACAAGUUCCUACGGCAAUUUAACCCCGGGCCUAUCAAGAAACAUAAGACCAUUCCCAAUUUGUUGGUCGUAUGUCUCAAAAAUAAGGAGGAUUAUGAGAAAAUUUUGCUUAAAAGUGGAACUGUUAUAGGAUAUGAUAAACUCAUUGUAAAUUCGGGUGAACUUGUGACCCCAGAAGCCCAGACUCAAAAAGAUCAACAGAAAAAGGAUGACAUUCAAACCAUUGACACAAAGCAAGACCAAGAGAAAUCAGAAUCUGUCGUUGAUGAACCCUCUGGUACAGAUUCAGCAAAAGCAUAUGAAGAAAACCAAUCAGAUGGUGAUAAAAAUGAUACUGAGACAGAUGAAAGUAACAGCCUGAAUAUAAGUGAUACCCUUGAUGCUCAAAUAACUUCUCUUCUAACUGCAGUCAGAAAAGAAUCUGAAUGUGAAAGUAAUAAAAAGGAAAUAGACACUGCAGAAGUUAUUAAUCUUACCGACACAAACCAUGAAGAACCAAAUAAUGAUGACAAUAUAGGCGAAAGUGUCUCCAAAGUUAAUGCUGCUGAAAAUCAAGAUAAUACUGAUGAUCAAGACAAUGAAAUUGAAAAGCAGGAUAAAAAAAUUGCAGGUAUCACUAAUGAGAGUGGACCAGCAACUCCAGUUAAAGCUGCAACUAGACUGGCCAAUUCAACUCCUAGCUCAAUAAGAACUAGAAGAGCAAGUCGUCUGGCAAAAUAAUUAAUUUUGAAGUAAUUAAGAUAUGCUUGCACUUUUAUUUAAACUCAAUUGUGUGUAAGAACAUAAGUGAUUGAAACAUUGAAAAGGUGUUCGAGUUGUAUUUCAAAAUAAUUAUAAUUACAUAAAAAUGUUA
Molecule: messenger RNA, 2799 nt
Organism: Leptidea sinapis
Lineage: Eukaryota; Metazoa; Arthropoda; Insecta; Lepidoptera; Pieridae
Exons: 8
Coding region: 183-2666 (827 amino acids)
Source: RefSeq, a predicted model, not a curated record